Molecule: messenger RNA, 4522 nt
Organism: Rattus rattus (black rat)
Lineage: Eukaryota; Metazoa; Chordata; Mammalia; Rodentia; Muridae
Gene: Shc4
Product: SHC adaptor protein 4
Exons: 12
Coding region: 707-2575 (622 amino acids)
Biological process (GO): intracellular signal transduction; cell surface receptor protein tyrosine kinase signaling pathway
Cellular component (GO): plasma membrane
Molecular function (GO): receptor tyrosine kinase binding
Source: RefSeq, a predicted model, not a curated record
CCUGGGUAUCAUCCGCUCAACUCAGCCUUCUGCCGCGCACAGGCUCCUCCUAAAAAAGACUGCAGGAGGGUCCGGGAGGGAAGGGCGCCCUGAGUAGGGGUGGGCCGGCCGGGAUCGGACCCGAGCUGCACCGAGGAUGCCCGGACCUCAAGCUGGAGGAACAAUGCGAACCAGCGCCCGUCGCUAGGACUCCUGGCUGGUGGCCCAGAACCAAGAUCCUCCGAGAGAGGGCAGCCGUCAUAACCCCAGCCCAUACAGAAGAGCCUUUGACUCUUAUGUGCUUUUUUAUUUUUCCCUUUGAAAUGAACAAUCGCGGGAACAAAUAAAGGGUUAAUGGGCUAGUCCCUGCCCCGCCCCGUGGGAGCUGGAGGGAGCAGGUUUGAAAGUUCCUGUGCGCAGAGGGAAAGGGGCGAAAUAUUUCUGCUAAGGCUAGAGGCGUGGUGGCACCCGCUGCCCCAGCCUGGGGGACGGGACUUCGGGGCGAGGACCCCCCUCCCCCACCCCCUUCGUUCCGAGGGCCUCUGCCAGGGCCUGGAAGGGCCUGCAAUCAGAGCUGGGGAGGCGUCCUCCGGGACUGUCAUCCUUGAGCAGCUUGAGACCCGGGCGGGUGACCGCCAGAGCAGAAGUGAGAGGUGACUGUGGUGUGGGUCUACUGGACUGUGAGGCACUUUAGACUGCGGUGCUCCGUCUCAGCACUGCCAAGGCUAUGCGAGAACGCAGCCAGGACAGCCAGGCAGGACUCACGCUAUAUGUAGGACUCUUUGGGCACCUGGGGAUGCUUCACAGGACCAAGUACAGCCGCUUUCGGAACGAGUCCAUCACGUCUUUGGACGAAGGGAGCCCCGGAGGCUCGGUUGGAAACAAGGGCUCAUCACCACCUCCUUACGCAGCCCUGACCCCUCACCUGCCUGCUGAAGAUGCCACUGUGCCCAACCAGGAGAGCCCCACCGCGCUGUGCACCUUGAUUCCCCGUAUGGCAAGCAUGAAGCUGGCCAACCCCGUCACUUUUCUGAGUCUGAAAACCUUCUGCCUGGGUUCGAAACAGGUGCCCCGGCUGAAGCUCCAAGAGAACCAGGAUCAGACUCCAAGCAGCCCAGCGUCCCCAGAAACCAGUCUGAAUAAUACUGGGCCUGCACCUACACCUCUUCCGGACCAGGUGGGACGCAGGCCCACCUCCUUGCGUCCUGAUACUUGCCCACUGCCUGGGCCUGGAGAACCAAACCCAAGGAGCAAGCAGGACGGACCUCCUCUGCAGCACCUGUUGGGGAACGGUCUCAACUACUGUGUGACGUACAUGGGCUGCAUUGAAGUGCUGCAGUCAAUGAGGUCACUGGAUUUUGGAAUGAGAACCCAAGUUACAAGGGAAGCAAUAAGUCGCCUGUGUGAAGCUGUCCCUGGGGUCCCUGGAGCCAUUAAAAAACGAAAGGCUCCCGUUAAGUUCCUGACAACGGUUCUUGGCAAAAGCAAUCUUCAGUUUUCAGGAAUGAAUAUAAAACUGACUGUUUCAACAAGCAGCCUCACGCUGAUGAACCUUGACAACCAACAGAUUAUUGCAAAUCAUCAAAUGCAAUCGAUUUCCUUUGCCUCUGGAGGGGACCCUGAUACCACAGACUAUGUUGCCUACGUAGCUAAAGAUCCAGUCAACCAACGAGCAUGCCACAUACUGGAGUGUCGCAGUGGAACGGCCCAAGAUAUCAUAAGCACCAUAGGGCAGGCCUUUGAGCUCCGGUUCAAACAGUACUUGAAGAAUCCUUCCUUGAACACUUGGGAAAGGGAGGAGGUCCUUGUUGAUGGCACCUCUGAAGACAGAGGCCACGACUAUUACAACUCCAUCCCAGGGAAGCAGCCCCCUGCAGGCGGCAUUUCAGAUGUGCGGAUCCAGGUUCAAGCAGAUCCAAUGGCUUACUGCCCUAUCCGGUGUGAGAAGUUGUGCUAUUUGCCCGGGACCUCCAUGUGCAGCGGCGUGUACAAGAACUGCAUGGGACGGAGCAGGCCAAUCGGUAUUCCCCACGAGAGAGCGAUGCAGAGUGACGCUGCAUCGCUGAGGCACUUCUGGCGAGUGGAUCUCUUUGAUGACCCCUGCUAUGUCAAUACACAGAAUAUGCGCGGCUGUGCUGGAAAUCAAAGCUCAACUGUGCCACAAGGGAGCCCAUGGCACCUUGGAAAAGCACCAGAGACCGUGCAGCCAGGAGCCACCGCCAAGCCUGGGAGCUCACACGCUUUGCCACACAUUAAGCAGCAACUGUGGAGUGAGGAAUGCUUCCACGGCAGGCUGAGCAGGGGGGAAGCGGAGAGACUUUUGGUGAAGGAUGGGGACUUUUUGGUUCGAGAGAGUGUAACAUCUCCCGGCCAGUUUGUACUGAGCGGACUGCAAGGCGGCCAGGCCAAGCAUCUUCUCUUGGUGGAUCCUGAAGGCAAGGUGAGGACCAAGGACCAUGUGUUUGAUAAUGUUGGCCACCUGAUCAAAUACCACAUGGAUAAUAGUUUGCCAAUCAUCUCUUCUGGAAGUGAAGUAAGCCUUAAACAACCAGUAAAAAAACAUAAUAACCCAGGACUUUCGCACUCCAAGAAAUGAUGACUCUGGGCACCGUGUCAGAGCGAUCAGAAGCAUAUCCCUUUUGUGUCAGGAGGAGUGACCAUUCAGACCUUUUCAACACAUGAAGUAGAACACAAACUCUGAAACAUGUCUUUCUUAGACCACCAUGGACCCAGGUCUUUUAUAAAACAGAGAAGUAAUAGAUUAUCUUCUGAAUAUGAAAUACUGAGAAGAGGAAUUUUGGGCCAUUUGACCCAUAUGCACGGAGGUCACUUUUUAAAGGUCACAUGGCAUUGAGGAAAAGCUGAAAAGCACAACUACAAUUUCACAUGCUAAAGACAACUUGAACUGCCUAGGCAGUGGUACGUGCCUUCACCCUGACAAUCCGGGGACAUUUUCCUGUGGGGAGAUUAGUCCCAAGUGUCUUCAUGUUCUAUAGCUACAGAACCAGUUGCCAAAAAGUUCUUCCUUGCUAGAAACAGCAAGAAGAAGCAUUUUGACUAAUAGCAUUGACUUUAUUACAUUUUGUUUAGUAGCACUUUUUGCUGCCGUGUUAAAUAUGACACUGACAUCAAACUUGGACUAUGUCGUGGUUGUGGAAUGAAAGCAAAAGUCACCGAAGGUUUCCUAAUUCUGUCUCAUUUGCUGGUUAAAAGGUUGGGGGCCAAACUCACUGGCUAGCGUUCCUUGACCUUUGCUAUCUGAGCUGUUCGUGUGCAGCAUGGGACACAUUCAGAAAGCCAAAUUCCUUGGUUAUUUCUGAUUUGGAGUGUAUGGAUAUAAAAGACAGCAAACAAAGCCAGUUUUCUUCAUGCUCAGCCCACACUGGUGCCAUUGUUGAGAGUACAGAAGGUAAUUUAAAGCAUAGCAACAUUUCCUUUUGAUUGGCGGCCACUGUAUCCUGGUGUCACCACGGUAUGUGUCCCAUCACCUUCUCUACAUGUGAUCUACAUGUGAUCAGACAAGAUGCAGAAGGGCUUGGAAAGGCCUGCCACACAGUGGACAAGGGUUCAGCCAGUGGUGAGAUUAAGAAUGCUCAGAGAAGCCCUGGGCUCAGUCUAUUCAUCACUGCGAGCCUUGGCAGUCCGUUAAACCUGUCCGGAUUCCACUUUUCUUGUUUAUAAGAUGAGGGAGCUCGAGGUACACUCAGAGGUCCAUUGCUAUCCUAACAUGAUAGUUUUUCGUUAGAAGUUAACACUAAUAAGCAGACUAUGCAGUUAGGGGUAAACAUUCAGGACUUCUCCUUUAUUCUGUGUCCAUGCUCUGCAGAUGAAAGGUUUAGUCAAAUUGCACUCACAUGGUCUGACCCUGAGUGUUUCAGCAUAGAGCAGGUGAUGUUGGUACCACGGAUCUGGUUGGUUUUAGUUAUAGUCCUUACUUGCCUGUGCAUAUAAAGAUACAGUCAUUACUGAAGAGAGGGAGAGAGGAAAGAGAGAGAGAGAGAGAGAGAGAGAGAGAGAGAGAGAGAGAGAGAGAGAGAGAGAGGAGAGAGGAGAGAGAUCGGUCAUGAGCUUUCUGGAUGGUCAUCUCAACAUCUCAACAUUUUGGCUAAGUAGACACACCUUAACCUUUGUGAUUAUGAUGUAUUUGGUAAGUUUUAAGUCUAAUAUGAGGUAGUUCUUUUGGGUAGAAAUCAUCAGAAAUCAAGUACAUUGAAGUCUGGCAUUUUUAUGUAACAGCUCACCAUUUUAUUUCUGUCACCACUGGCUUCUUAGGUAGGUUUGUUUCCUUCCCUGCAGGUAGAAAACAAUAUAUACUUCAUUGAUUUUCCUCCAUAUAUCUUAGGUCUUAGUCAUUUCUCUUCGUAAAAGGGAUCGGCAUAGUGACUUGUAGGCAACCUGCAGCAGAGACAGGGCGGGUCUCUCGUCUCCUUCCAGCUGAGGAACACAGACUGGGUGGCCAGUGGGAGUUCCAGAAGCAAGAUGCUGUGAGCGGCGCACACGGGCAGUCGACAAUGGGCGGUGCUGUCGGAACCAGGGAAGCAAA